Molecule: messenger RNA, 2143 nt
Organism: Caenorhabditis elegans
Lineage: Eukaryota; Metazoa; Nematoda; Chromadorea; Rhabditida; Rhabditidae
Gene: oac-51
Product: SGNH domain-containing protein
Exons: 10
Coding region: 704-2104 (466 amino acids)
Molecular function (GO): acyltransferase activity, transferring groups other than amino-acyl groups
Source: RefSeq, marked reviewed
UUUGGACUCUCAUUGUGCUUGGUGAUUCUGGUUAUGAUCUCUCAAAAAUGCCAGAUACCGUCAAAAAGGUUAGACCUUCAAGGGAUCCGAGGUAUUGCUAUAAUAGUGGUACUAGGUUUUCAUUUCUACCCAGAAGUAUUUCCAAAUGGGUAUCUUGGAGUUGAUCAAUUCUUUGUCUUAUCCGGAUUCCUAAUGUGUAUGUUGCUAAAGCGUGCUGAAAACCAAUCCCCAUACUCUCUGGUCACAAUUUUCUAUUCACGACGAUUCAAACGAAUACUUCCAUUAUAUCUCCUUAUCAUUCUGAUCUCUAUGAUUUGUCUCUACAAAUUCUUCCCGGAUACCGCAAUAGAAUCAAAUCAAAAGUCUGCUGUUCAAGCUCUUCUUUUCAUGUCUAACCGACCAAAAACAGUGCACGAGGAUUACUUUUCACAGGCAUUUAUUUAGACAACAUUUCGGUUUUAAACAUUAAUUCCAGCUUGCUCUGGCAGUCGACAUCUUCACUCAUACGUGGUCUUUAUCUGUUGAAAUUCAGUUUUAUUUCCUAGUUCCAUUAAUUUUCCUUAUUUCAAAAUGGAUUCCAAAGAAGAAUCAAUAUGAAUAUUAUGCAAUUAUAGGUUGUCUAUCGUAUAUUUUUUCAUUUUGCUCACCAGAUUCCACAGCCUUCAAUAGCGUUUUUGCAAGAAUUUGGCAGUUUUUAAUUGGCAUGGUAGUUUACACCGCUCUGUGGAACAUUGAAGAUCAAAAUAAGCAAUUUAAAAACCGUGUGGUAAGGAAAAUCGAUGACAACAACCGACUGAAUUCAUCAUAUGUAUCCUAUUUUUCUUUGGCUGCAUUGCUAUUUAUCACUGCUUUCCCGUACACUCUGAAAGCAUCAAUUGUUAGACCAUUGGUAACUGUUGGAACAGGAUGUUUAAUGCUUAUAUCGGAAGAUAAUGUCAUGUUGUCGAAUAAAGUUUUGACAUACAUUGGAGAUAUUUCAUAUUCACUAUAUCUGAUACACUGGCCUAUUUAUGCAUACUGGAAGCUCACCUAUGAUGGAGAGCAGUAUUUGCUUUUCAUGACGCUAGUCACAUCUAUUGCGCUGGCUAUUCUGGUAUUUGAAACAUUUGAAAAAUGGUAUCUAAAACUAUCAUCUACAUCUACUGCCAUGCUAAUUGCAAUACUUUUCGUUUCAAGCAUAAUUGUGAUUAAAAAAGAUGAAAUAUCGAAUUCCAUUGAUUCAUUCGGAAAGAAUAUUUCAAGCCUGGAUAAUGUUACAAGCGACAUGACCGUUGAUGAUGCUACCAAGAAAAAUUAUCAAUGGAAUAUUAAUGACGUCGCGAAUCUUAUCGCACCGUCCUGUGAAUAUGAGACUGUUCGAUCAAUACCAAUGGGAUGGUGUAGGCAUAAGGACCUGAAACCUUCCGGAAAAUACAAGAUUGCCAUGAUUGGCAACAGUUGGACUGCGAAUCACGCUUCCCUUGUCUACCAAGAGUGUGGUUAUCAGGCCAACAGUAUUCUACAAGGAUCGUUUGGAUACUGUGAAGUUUUGUAUCCGACAACUCUAAGACCACAUUGUCAUGCGAGGUUUAUUGACUAUGAACAGCGGAUCCGAAGCGAGAAGCCGGAUUAUGCGUUUGUACUUGCAAGAUACUUUUCUGUCGGAUCCCCGGCUCCCAAAAAUGUGACAAGCUUCGAUGAUGACCCGUUUUAUCAAGUUAUGAAAGAACAAACGUUGAAACUUUUAUCUAGUAUCAAACAUAAAAUGUAUAUUCUUGACGCCUUCCCUAGUAUCAACGAUCUAGGAAUUUCCCAAAUAGCGCCUAUGUUGAAAGAUGGAACCGAUCGAGUGGUUAUAGAUAAGUUUCUCUUAAAAACGAAAGAAUAUCAAAAGGACGAAGAAAGUUACCAAAUGGCGCGGAAAAGAUAUGCUCAGCUCGUGAAGGAUUGCAAUGGAAGAUGUGUUCUGAUAGAUUAUGCGGAGAAAUUUUACAAUGCAACGACUGGGACUUAUCGAUUAUUUGAUGAGAAAGGGUUCACAUAUUUCACUUCGGGAACACAUUUAUCGCCACAUGGCGUAGAACAUGUAAGGAACGUCUGGACAGAUAUUUGUGCAAAGUUGUAAACUACGUUUAAUUUAUUACAAUAAAUGAUCAUAUUAAUA